UCAGGGGGAUAUUUCCAUCGGCGCCGGGUGAUCUGGCCGCCGCCGGCCACGCCCAGGUGCACGACAUGGCCACGAUUGCGCCGCCGCCGCUGCAUGGCGUCAGCGCUCCCGCCGCGAACGGGUUUGGCAGGCCACCGCCGUUCGCCGCAUGGCCGAUCUUUGAGGGUUCCGCGGCGGCGCCCAGCAGCAAUACAGAUCAUUCCACCGCGCCAUUAACGAUAAUCUACGCUGGCUCCGUGCGCGCAUUUGACAGUGUGCCGAUGGAACAGGCUAAGAAGAUUCUGUAUAUGACUGCAAAAGAGGCUCAAGCUGCAGAAACCCCGGCCUUCCAACAGCCAGAACCAGCUGCUGCACUCCCAAUCCCAAGUACUAGUGCAGCGCAGAUGAUGAUGCUCUUGGGUUUGGCUAAUGCCAAUGAUAGUCUUCUACCGAAGAGGGCGGCGUCCCUUGCCCGCUUCCUGCAUAAACGCAAGCAAAGGGUGGAGAGUGCAGCAGCAAUGCCUUACCCUUGCGGAGAGGUACUGCCAGUGCCUGCUCAAAUGGACCCUUCCACUGCGGUUUACGCACGAGACAAAGCCCCGUCUGGGGACACAGAACAGCCAUGGGGGGCCUCCGAAGAUGGGCCAAAGAGCAUGAAAGAAAAUCAUGGAGAGGCCGAGGAGGAAGUGAACACUGACCUGAAGAUAUAG
Molecule: messenger RNA, 689 nt
Organism: Setaria italica (foxtail millet)
Lineage: Eukaryota; Viridiplantae; Streptophyta; Magnoliopsida; Poales; Poaceae
Product: protein TIFY 11d-like
Exons: 4
Coding region: 66-689 (207 amino acids)
Biological process (GO): regulation of jasmonic acid mediated signaling pathway; response to wounding; regulation of defense response
Cellular component (GO): nucleus
Source: RefSeq, a predicted model, not a curated record